GUAUGAGUUGUAGUGUUAGCUGACAGUAGGCUUCGCGCUAGCGCAAAGAGCGAACGUGGUCGCGUUGUAAAAGUGCGAUUCAUCUGAUCUCUCGCGAGUGUAGCUGCAGCGAUCGAAAAACGAACACAACGACUCAGGCAUGGAAGUGGCGGGUCAAUGGCGCCGGGAGUGGGCUGGAACCGCCGAAUACGGGAAGGUGAUAGAAGGCGGUGUUACACGACAAGUCGCUCGCGCUAUGGAAGUUCUGCACGCGAGUGCUCCGGGCGCGAAGGUGCGAGUAAUGCGCGCCGCCUACCACUCCUCUGCGGGUCCGGGAGCACCGGCCUCUUCCUACAUGAUGCACUCCUCCAGACAAGUUAUAUCAUCGGGGUAUAAUUUUUUAGAACCAUCAUCUUUACCGUCGAAACCAUUAGAAAUAUCUUCAACGCCUUUAGAAUUAUUACCAGACAGUGAAGUAGAAAAAGAAAAUUACAAAGUUACCGAACCGGACGACUAUGAUAUAUCUGAACCGUCUAAAUGGAGAGGUUCGUCUCGAAAAAAUUCAAUUCGAAUGCCUAGCGAGGAAUCAUCUUCAGCAGAUAAUGCAAGUAUAAUUGAUCUUGAUUCUAGAACUAGUAGCAGAAGCACAUUAAGAAGGAGUUUCCAAAGUAAACAUAAUGAAGAUAAAAAUAAAAGUCAUAAUAUCAACACAAGAGUUUCUCCUCUGUUGGAUGCACCGGUUGCACUAAGUACUCUUAAGUAUACAUCUCUGUUAAACGGCAGUGAUGACUGGAAUAAUAGAAGGAAAAGUUAUAGCUUUGAGGGUACAUCUCCUAUCAACAAAAGUAUGUCAUCUGAGAAUAAUUCUUUUACCAUAGACUCAUCUACUGAUAGUGGUAUAUGUAAAUCUUCAGAAAUUGUUAAUGAUCAGCUAAACAGCAAGAAACACCCUAAUAUUUUUGAAAAAAUGGGAUCCAAUCAAGAAGAGACUUUUACUGAAUGGCUUUCAAGAAAUAGGUCAACUUCAUAUAAGGAGAUGAGCCCACCUAAACCUAUUCAUAUUCCAGAACCUCAGAAAAAUGAAGAUAAAAUUACAGUAAAAUCAUCUGGCAAAGUAACUAUAACUUUGCCUAUAGAAAAUUUUAAAGAAAAGCGAACUGAAAUAUCUAAGUAUGAUGACAGUGACCGAAGGACCAAAAAAGUUGAAUUUUGUAAAACUGAGUUGCAUUUUGCAGUAGAUACUGGAACAGUUAAUAUUAUUGCUACCGAUGAAAAACCACCACCUUCUAACGAUUUUAGAAGAAGAAGAAGUGCUUUCGUUCCUUUAAAUGAGAAAAUUGAUAAAUCAAUUACACUUUUUGGAGAACAAAGCAAAUUAACGGAGAAUCAUAUCCAUGAAAGUGUUAUCUCAAAUAGCGAGAUAGGCGAAACGGAUGAGAAUACAGCAGCUACUAAAAGUAUUCUCAAGAAUAAAAUCCCGAAACCCAAACCAUAUCUUCUAGGAGAGAACAUGGCAUUUGGGAAUUUUAAUGAUAGUAUAAAUGAUCUUGACGCAAAGAAACAUUUGGCAACUAUGAGUGCCGUUUCUUUAAUUAAUCGUCAACUGCAAUCAGAAAGACGACACAGUAAUGAAACUAAUUCUAGCUGCGAAAGUGAUUUGAGUACUGUUCUCAAUAAUACCGUUGGGGCAGGAAGUAAAGGUCCACAGCUGCGAGAUAGCUCAAAUUAUAAGCAACCGAAAAAUUUAAUUAUUGAACCUUUAAAAUAUAAGUCAUCAGAUGUGAAAAAUUCUGCAGUGUCUCGUUCACAAAAUAGGCUUAAAAUAAGAGAACUUCGUGGAAGUGAAUUAGCCUAUUUUGGAGUCGACGAUAAUGAAAAAUCUAAAGUUAUCCACAGUCAAGAUAAUAUGCAAGAAGAAAUAUUUCAUUCUGUGAAAUUAGUUCAACAAAUAUCUAGUAGUGUUUGUAAUAGCGAAGCCGAUUCUGAUGAAGCUCCUGAGUAUCAAAAUAUUUUACCUAAGUAUAAUUUUUCCGUUACACCAACUCCAAAACCGCGUUCGAUAUAUAGCGAACAGGUACGAAAAGGGGCAGAACCAAGAAUUUUAAAACCAAUUGUUGAACAAGAUUUGGAAAAAUUUACUCAUUCCGAUGGAGAUCGAGUAAAUUCAAAAAAGGGCAAAGAAACACAUAAAUCUUCGCAUUUUGAUAACAAUGCAUCUUCAAGAUGUACGAAAGAAAAAGUGUCAAGGCAAAAAGAUAUUAAAAUCAAUCUUACAAACGAUUAUUCAUCACUAGAAAGGAGCAAAACUGCAUCUUUGAAAAGAGUUAAGAACAAUAAAGAAAAUGAAAGCUCUAAGUCGUUACGUAACAUAAAAUCAGAUAAAUCAGAAUCACCAUUAUAUAUUAACCUACAAACAAAAUCAGACCGGAAAACUGCCAUUUCUGAAGACAAAAAUCAAAGAUUAAGUGAUCAGCGACUUUUAACAAGUACAAAUGACUCCAAAUCAAGUAAAUCUUCUAAUAAAAUAAGAAGUACAGGGACGGGUGAUAGAGGCGACGUAUCCGAUAAAAUUAAGGAACACCAUAAUGUUGUGAGUAGAAACAAUAAAAAUGAAAUAAAGAAAGAUAGCAGUCAACAACUUAAAAAAAAUCCAAGGCGGACUGAAAAAUUAACCACUCCUGAUCAUUUACAAGACAAAUUUAUCAGACAGCGCUCUUACGAUAGAAAUAAAUUCAACACAAGUAUGAGCAAUAAUAAGUAUGAUGUCUUUAAUACUAACUCACUAAAGAAAAAAGAUAAUAAAGAUAUUUCAAAAAUUGUUGUAGCUAAUAUUAGUAAACCUAUAACGGAACAUGAACCAAAUAUACCAAAUGCUACAAAAACUAAGAACGUAGAUCGACCGAAAGAUAUUCCGAAUGAAAAUAAAACGUCCACAAAAUCAAAUGAAGAAAAUCAAAGUUUUCAAUAUGCUAUGAAAUUAAGUACCAAUAAAACAGUAAAGACAUCAAGUUCCAAUACAAAACCCGACAGGUCAUCAAAAUCAAAACGUAGUAAAUAUGUAAUAAAUUAUGAUGAUAAAAAUGGAACUGUUUCUUCCAUUUGCAAAAUAAAAUCGGUGCCUGUCCAGCUCAUCAAUGGACAGUCGAACACAAUCAAAGAGGAUUUAAGAAACAAAAAACGGAUACAGAGUGUGCACUUACAAAGAUCUUGCCAACUGCUAUAGCUCAAAGUUUUUCAUGUGCUUAUUAAGGUGAUAUAUUUUAAAUAUACUUGUACGAAAAAACAUACAUGGAUGAAAAUAGUUGGUAUUAUUUAAUAUUAAUAAUGAUCUCACAAAUUAGUAUUUAAUAUUAUUUUAACGUCUACCUAACACUGCUAUUACAUAACAUAAUAAUAAAUGAUUACAAAUUA
Vanessa tameamea is the source of this 3390-nucleotide messenger RNA. RefSeq lists its product as uncharacterized. The record is from RefSeq and is a predicted model, not a curated record. The coding region runs from base 140 to 3202 and encodes 1020 amino acids. NCBI's taxonomy places the organism in Eukaryota, Metazoa, Arthropoda, Insecta, Lepidoptera, Nymphalidae. The transcript is spliced from 6 exons.